AUGUGUUCAUUUUUUAUUUUUGAUCAGAUUGGAGAAGGUAGUUAUAGUGUUGUCUAUAAAGCCAGAGAUACUUUAACGGAAGAUAUUGUUGCUUUGAAAAAACUCCAAUGUGAUCCUUCUGACCCGGAGAGUGUGAAAAUGAUUUCUAUGGAGAUUGCUAUUUUGCGCCGUCUAGAUCAUCCCAAUGUCAUUAAAUUGAAAGGCAUAGUGACAUCAAGGAUGUCUGAAACUUUGUACCUGGUUUUCGAAUAUAUGGACCAUGAUUUGGCUACACUGUCUGCAAAAGCUGAUAUGCAUUUUACUGAGCAUCAGGUCAAGCAUUAUAUGAAUCAGCUACUCUCUGGUUUAAAGUACUGCCAUGACCAUCAAGUGCUGCAUCGUGAUAUUAAGGGGUCAGAUCUUCUUCUUGAUAACAAUGGGGUUCUUAAGAUUGCUGAUUUUGGUUGUGCUUCUUUCUUUGACCUCAUUCAUGAGCAGCCAAUGACUAAUCGUGUGGCUACAUUUUGGUAUCGAGCCCCUGAGCUUCUAUUAGGAGCUACUGAGUACGGUGUAGGUGUUGACCUCUGGAGUGCAGGCUGCAUUUUGGCUGGAUUAUUGGCAAAGGGGCCUAUCCUUGCUGGUCACACAGAGGGGGAGCAGAUCCAGAAGAUAUACGCAUUAUGUGGGUCGCCUUCAGAUGAAUAUUGGAAAACUUAUAAAUUACCUUUGGAAAACAUAUACAAACCUGAACUACAAUCCAGAAGACGCAUAAGAGAGACUUUCAAUGACUUCUCACCUUCAUCAUUGUCACUCCUAGAUAUCCUUCUUUCAAUUGAUCCAGUUAAACGUCAAACUGCUGCAUCUGCUCUGCGAAGCAAGUUUCUUAGCGAUGUAUGUCAACCCAACAAGAGUGAAAGCUCUAAAAAGGAAGGCAUGGGUUCAAUGAUAAGCAAUACUUCUUUGGCAGGGCCUAGAAAACAAGAUGAUUAUGUUCAUGGGUCAGUUGUAUGGGAUCAUUUCACUGAGCUCGUUGACCAUGGUGGUAAGAAAAUAUGCAGAUGUAAUUAUUGUUCGGAGGACUAUGAUUAUGCAUCAACUUUUGGAAGUUCUAUGUUGAUGAAUCAUAUAAAAAAUUGUGUCUCUAACCCUUAUGGUCAACGUCAAAGUAAAUCAAAAUUGAGUUUCCCUGUUACCAAAGUUGGAAAUAUCAGGGAGACCAAAAUUAGUUUAUAUUCUUGGAGGUUUGAUCAACAAGUAGCAAGUAAAUCCAUAGUCGAAAUGAUAAUAAGAGAUAAACUACCAUUUAAGUUUGUUGAAAAUGAAGGUUUUAGAAGAUGCAUGGAAUUAUGUCAGCCUGCCCUUGUGAUCCCAUCUUUAAGUGCAAUACGACAUGAUUGUUAUGGCUUAUUAGUUGAUGAAAAAGAAAAACUUAAAUCUAUACUUAAGGAGUCAACUCUAAGGGUUUGUUUGACAACUGAUACUUGGACAUCGGUCCAAAGAGUUAACUACAUGUGUCUUACAGCUCAUUUCAUUGAUAUUAACUGGAAGCUGCAAAAAAAGGUGAUUGAUUUUUUUCCUAUUUCGAACCUAAAGGGGAGUGAUAUUGGAAGAGCUAUUGAGUUGUGUUUGGUUAAUUGGGAUUUACGAAAUGUUUUCACUGUUACUGCUAACUCUGCAAGUAGUAAUGAUACAGUCGUCGAGUAUUUGACAAGACAUUUUGUAAAAAGGGGGAAUCUUUGUGUUUUAAACGGAAAAUGGACUCAUGUUAGAUGUAUCAAUCAUAUUAUUAGUUUAGUUGUUCAUGAUGCGAUGAAGGAAAUUGGCGGUUCAGUGGACAGAAUUAGGGCAGCUGUGAAGUAUGUAACAGAAUCACCCCCAACCAUGAAAAAGUUUCAGGAGUUCGCUAAGUUGGAAAAACUUAACUGUGAGAAGCCAUUGUGCUUGGAUAUUCCAACACAUUGGAGCUCUACUUAUUUUAUGUUGCGUAUAGCAAUAAUAUAUGAAAAAGCAUUUGAUAGGUUUGCUAUUGCGGAUUUUCUGUAUAGGAGUGACCUUCAAGAAGGGCCUGGGGUGCCAUGUUCUUUUGAUUGGGAUAAUGUGAGGAGAUUAGUAGGCUUCCUUCAGCACUAUUAUCAACUUAGUAUAAGAGUUUCUGGUACAAAGUAUAUUACAUCAAAUAUAUUUUUAGAUUAUAUUUGUUGCAUUCACAAUGUUUUCAAAGAAUGUUCGUCAAGUGAAGAUGCCGAAAUCAGGAAAAUGUCAUCAGUAAUGAAAAGGAAGUUUGACAGAUACUGGGGUGAAAUUGGAAAGUUUAAUUUGUUGGUGUACAUUGCUUCUGUGUUUGAUCCAAGAACAAAAUAUAUGUAUCUUGAGGUCACUCUUUGUAAAAUGUAUGGUGAUGAAGAUGGGACGAAAAUUGCUACGUUGUGUAAGAAUACGUUGUAUGAGCUAUUCAAUGAUUACCAAAGAAUUCACUACGGUGACCAUUUGAAAAAUGUUUUCUCUUCAUCUAAUGUUAUGAAUCACUCAUCUACUUCACCUAGACAAAGUAUGGGUUUGUUUGGUAGGAGUAAUGAUGCCGUUACAGCGUCGAGAGAGAAAAACUUGGCCAAGCUGGAAAGGAAGAAGGAAGAAUUGGGUGUUACAAAUGAUCCUAAAUCUGAAUUAGAUAUAUACUUGACCCAAGAGAUUGAGGGUGAUGAUUAUUACUUCCGUAGCAAAGAAUUUAGCGUUUUGGAUUGGUGGAAGAAGAGAAGUGAAACUUUUCCUAUAUUAUCGCUAGUUGCUCGUGACGUUUUAGCUAUUCCUGUUUCUACGAUGGCUGAGUCAUCCUUCAGCACAAGAGGAAGAGUACUCAACUCAUUUAGGACAACUUUUAAUCCUAAAACUAUACAAGCAUUGAUAUGUUGUCAAGAUUGGAUUCGACCAAGCGAUGCUCCCGUUAAUGUCGAACAACACAUUCAAGGGCUUCAUAAAUUUGAAGAAGGCAUGCGAGAAACAUUCAAGGAUUAAGCGGCUGUGAUACUUUGUGCUGCAAGGAGGUAAUGAGUGUCCUCUACUGCGAUCACUCUAUGCUCUAUUGUCAAAUUGUUGAUAAUGCUAUUAGACAGGGGUGUGCGUAUGUGUUUUGUUGUAACGACAAUGUAAUAGAUAAUGAAUAUUUCGGAAAAAGGUAUACUCACUUCUUUCCCA
Erigeron canadensis is the source of this 3171-nucleotide messenger RNA. RefSeq names its product zinc finger BED domain-containing protein RICESLEEPER 1-like. The record is from RefSeq and is a predicted model, not a curated record. Gene Ontology annotation, biological process: protein phosphorylation. Lineage: Eukaryota; Viridiplantae; Streptophyta; Magnoliopsida; Asterales; Asteraceae. Gene Ontology annotation, molecular function: protein kinase activity; protein dimerization activity; ATP binding. The coding region runs from base 1 to 2991 and encodes 996 amino acids. The transcript is spliced from 6 exons.